This is a messenger RNA of Polistes canadensis, 1113 nucleotides long. RefSeq names its product phosphatidate cytidylyltransferase, mitochondrial. Bases 1 to 1113 code for a protein of 370 amino acids. The transcript has a single exon. NCBI's taxonomy places the organism in Eukaryota, Metazoa, Arthropoda, Insecta, Hymenoptera, Vespidae. Gene Ontology annotation, molecular function: phosphatidate cytidylyltransferase activity. Gene Ontology annotation, cellular component: mitochondrion. Gene Ontology annotation, biological process: CDP-diacylglycerol biosynthetic process; cardiolipin biosynthetic process. The record is from RefSeq and is a predicted model, not a curated record.
AUGCUAAAGAAAAUAUAUGAAUUGUCUCAUUUGAAAAUGAUUCUUAAUGAAUUUCCAAAAAGUAUAAAAUUCUGUUUUGCAUAUGGAUCUGGUGCAUUUAGACAGUUAAAUAAUCAUGAUGAUAAAAUGUUGGACCUUAUAUUUGUUGUAAAAAACCCAAACAAAUGGCAUGCAGAAAAUUUAAAACUUAAUCCAAAACAUUAUUUUUUACCAAUGAGAUAUCUUGGACACAAAUUUAUUACCACUAUACAAGAAAAUUGGGGUGCAAAAAUUUAUUACAAUACCUUGGUAAAAACAAAAGCAGGACAAACUAUUAAAUAUGGAAUAAUGUCUGAUAUUUCUCUGAUAGAAGAUUUAAUAGAUUGGAACAAUUUAUAUGUAGCAGGAAGAUUACAUAAGCCCGUAGAAGUUCUGAUAGAACCAGCCGAAAAUUCUCCGAUACGUAUGGCUCUCGUAGAAAAUUUACAUUCAGCUGUUCGUGCAGCGUUUUUGUUACUUCCUGAGCAUUUUACCAAAAUAAAUUUUUAUAAAGUAAUCGCUGGAUUAUCUUACAGUGGUGAUUUUCGUAUGAUUUUUGGAGAAAAUAAAGAUAAAAUACACAAUAUUGUAGUCCCGCAAUUACAAAGUUUCCAAGAAUUGUAUGCACCAAUUUUACAACAUUACGAGCAAUUUAUAGAUUUUCCUAAAUCUGAACAACCGACAGUAAUGUGUCACCAAGAUACAAAUCCAAUUACUAGAAUAUAUCAUUUAAAUCAAUUACCUCUAACGCCUCAAAUUAAGUUGGUAAAAGCAUGGUCCGUAGGUUCAAGAUCAAAGGAUAUGGAAGACUGUUUACAUUCUAUCGCAUAUGAUCCUGAGUGCAGUGAAAUAUUGAAAAGAUCUUUAAAAGAAAUUGUCUGGAGAUCUAGCGUUACACAAAGUUUAAAGGGAAUUUUUACAGCUGGAUUUAUAAAAUCGGUUAUGUAUAGUAAUGCAAAAAUCAAGAAGAUGUUACAAUCAAACUUACAGACGAAUAUUCCUUCUGAAUCUAAAUCAGAUAAAAUUAGCAAUCUAGUCGAAACUGUUGUGAAGAAGCAAACAGAGGCUAAGGACACUGACAAGCGCCUAGAGUAG